AUGGUCCCAGUCGCAGAGGCUAGCUAUUUUCCUGAUCUGGGUAAAUGUUUGAAAGGAGAAGAAAUAUUGAUCUCUUGGGAGACGGCCUUCUUUGCUCUCUUGAACAUUCAAGAAAGCGGAGCCCGAUCUACACUUGAGAAAUUCUUCAAAGAGUCCAGAGUAUUAUCUUUACUUGCCAAUCCUGUCGAUGUCUUUCCGGAGCCCACCACUAAGACCAAAUCCGAAUUCCAAUCCAAGCUUAGUCCGAUCAACGCCGACCAUUCCUCCGCAGAGUAUGACGUUAAGAAGGUAUCCGAAGAUGCACUAUGGUUGAGUGGGACAGCUAAAAUCGACGAGGUUUCCGCUCUACGAAUAGUCGUUCAAGAACAUCAGUCGCGGGCAUAUGCGCAACUUUUGGGAAAACUCUCCGAGGAAGAAUUGAUCAGUCUCCAGGAUGCCUUUGGCAACAAAAGAUCUACAAAUUUACUCUCCGCUGGAUCACUUAUUGGCACAAGUGCGGAGGUUGCGCCAACAGAAGAGGAAAGCCAGGGGAACCGACGCGUGCGCGAUUGGUACGAGGGUCUGCAUACAGAAGUUUUAGGCAGGUGGAAGAGCUUGGGUGCCUCCCCGCAUCGUAUGGUGGAACUGGUUCAAACUAUCGAUGCGGGACUUACAAAACUGUUCAACGAGAGGGGUAGUGAAUGGUCCUUGGAGGGUGACGGACGUGAUGACCUCGAGCUUGAAUGGGCAAGCAAUCAGAUUGUUGAGGCAACGCACAUGAUGGAGACAAUAUUCUAUUAUAUAUUUUCCUCUGAUACUGCGCUUGAAAUUUCCCACUCAGAUCUUGUACUUGAAUGGUUUACCUUUGUUAGCAAGUUCAAAUUUCUGGACGAGGUGGGCAUGCUUCAUCCAACUCUUCAGGCCGUGGCUGUGCCCUUGCAGACUAUCACCGCCAUUAUAAGCGCCGCCAUACUUAACGUCGAUAGCUGUUUGAUAUUCCUGGAGAAACCUUCUAAAGAUUUAGCUCCCGCUGAUUUGGCUGAGGGUCCAAAUAAACCAUGGUUGUUGAACCAAGCUGUAAUCGUUAAACUACAUCAAAUACUCACAGAUGCAGCCUCCACAAGUUAUAUGACCGCUGGCCCGGCAGUCCUCGCAUGGAGCGUUAUUCUAAAACACAUCAAAGUCCGUGUCGCUGUUCGAGAGAGACUCCAGCGUCGACGACAUGAGGGCCUCUGUGAUGACGAUGAAGAUAUUGAUGAACCAUUGCCAAUUGGAACAGAACCUAUCCUUGCCCCAGAUGCUUAUGAAGAGGUGCUGAAACAAAUUAAAAUCACGGAUGAGCUCGUUGAUUAUCUAGCUUUAAGCGCUGUCAACGAGAGUCGCGUGUUCGAAGUUCUUGCAAACAUUUCAAGAACGCUUGGCGAUAACUACGAGGCACCUUUCCUGCCACAACUUGGUUCAAGCUUGAGAAUCGCGAUACUGGAGCUCAUGAAGGCAAGUGCGCCCGAUAUUGGUUACAAUGGCCCAACACUGCAAACCAUUCUUUCUGUUGUAGAUGGUGGACAGCAGUACUGGGAUUUCGUUGAUCUACGAAAUGCUGAAAGCGAGUUUGAGCCUAUCACCUAUUUCGUCACAGACGUUGGCUUGGUUCGUGAGUUCUGGCAAAAUGCUAGUAUGCGUUAUCCUUGGGAAGCUUCUCCCUUUCAAAACCUCGUUCACUCUCUGGCAUAUUUGCACGUUGUUGACGGAGGUACUCAUGAGUCAAUAUUCUCAUUGCUAGACUCUCGAUCGACCUUCACAUACCCAUUACCAUAUCAGUUCGUAGAUUAUGAAACGAUCCAGGAGGAAGAUAACAACAAUUCUGUUCAGCUGACUAGCGAUCUUCCGAUGUUUGAGCCCCGAGGGCGCGGGAACAAUAAAAGGCUUCUGAUAGGAAAUGGAAACCAAGGACAGGCACUGGCGUUGGCAGCAGCCAAUGGGGACCUACGUAUUCCAGCGGGAACAGCUGGUGUUAUGAUAGUUGAAAACGAUCCGAAAGUGGUUUACCUAACCUACGCUUAUCGUGGUAUGAGGUAUUUUGGGAAGUUGUUAGAAACAUAUUUGGUAGCGGGGGAAGAAUAUGACGCUAUUACCGGUAUGGAAACGGACGCUGAGACUGUAGCUGACAUUAUUGGAACAUUUGCGACGGGGCUCCUCGCCUUAUCCAGGUCGGGAAAAGAGGCGCAUGAAAUCCAAAAUGAUGCUACGGAAUUCUUCCAGACUGCUAGUUCGGCGUUGAAUCGGAACAGAGAUAUUACACUUGUAAUAUCUGCUAUCUUCGAGCAAGAGUUGCAGAGGCAAUCGAGCGAAUCUAGCACUGAUGCAUCGCUCGACAUUUUGAUCAGUUGCGUACAAUAUUUGCAUGCGUUGCUCCUUUUUUCGCCUGGAAGAGUCUGGCCUCUUAUUGGACGUAGUGGUCUUCUAUUCAACGAUCGUGGUGAUGGUGGUAAACUUUCCAAUAUCGUCGGAAGAAUUGAAGUUAUAUCGGGGAGAUACACAUUCCUCGUAUCAUGCACUCGACUCUUUGAGGCGCUGGUCAAUGACUUCGCAGUAAAUGCUAUCGCGAGGAACCGCAAGACAACCACGGCCUCAGCUCGAUUUAGCCAGGUCCAGGAACACAAUGUUCGAGUUGCCGAUAAAGUCCUCUCCGAGGUUCUCCUCUACUUUACUCGAUACCUGACGGAGGUACUGGAAAGUUCAUACACAUGGCAGUUUGAUUUACCAGGCGAACAACUCCAGCUCACAUGUACCAUAAUGUCUUCCUUUGAUAAAAUGCUUACCUAUGCCUUUGGGAUCCAAGGUGAUCCAGAAGAACAACCACAGUCGGACUCUCGUCCAAAGUCAGAGAUCGGCAGGGAUCCCAAAGAGCAUGUGGUUUCCCCUGUUCCAAUUAUGGGGGCGUUAAGGCCAGCUGCCAUGCACAUCGUUGAUAGCUUUUUGUCCAAGUCCUCUGGCCCUAUGAAGUUUGGACCAAUUCUUCGGACCUUGUUCUAUGGCUUCAAUACUCGUCCCACUACGCUGUAUGCAAAUCGAACACGGCUAGUGACUGAGGGUGUAAAAUCAGCACUUCAAUUUUCCAGAAAACUUCUUCGGAUUAGUGCAUUAUUAGAAAAACCAUCACACUUGGAGACACAGCUAUUCACCGCUGCACCUCUCAUCGCGAGACUUUAUGCUGUAAAUGAUAGCUAUCGCACACCCGUCAUAAAGUUGUUUGAAGCGAUGAUAGUCAGCGCUUCGAGUAGCACCUCGGAGCCUCCUUCACUUCUAGGUUACCUUGGUGCGAAGACUUCGAAGAAUUUCCUUAACGUCGUGUCGGACCUGGAUACCCCUUUAAUUAGAGAUGAAAAUGUUGGAUCAAUAUGGCAUUUCCUGUCAAUGAUAAUGAGCAGUCGGCAGCAAUGGUUUGCAAAUUAUGUUCUCACAGGUAAGACACCAAGAGAUGCGUUAAAGAAGAAGAAACCAGAGGCUACCGUAUCUUCAUUACCGAAACCCCUACUUCUCACGGCUCUUGACAAUCUCUCACAAAUCGGAGAUAUUCCGGAUUCGGAGGCUUUGAUGAUGUUAGAAUUCGUCUCUUUGGCACAAAACUUUUGGCCUUGGACCAUGUACGAGCUGGGAAAUAGCACAGGCUUCAUUACUUAUCUCUCUAACUACAUAAAGACCUUAAAACCGAUUCAAGUUUCGUCUAGAAGCGAGCCAGCAAUCAAGGCUUGUUAUCGUACUCGAAUUGCGGCAUACAUUGCAGAAAUUCUUGCUAUGCACCUCUUUCAUUCUAGACAAACUGGCAAACCUUCAAUUGCCAAAGAUCUUAUGCCAAACCUAGACUAUUACUACGAAAAUGCGGGAGGCCUUCCGACCUACAAUGCAUCUCUCCAUGGCAAUCUCAAGCAAAAUUUCGAUUCCAAGUAUGCUAGAUCUAGUCUUCAGAGUUUCAAGAAAACGGAUCUGGAGGACCGCAAAUUUGGGGAGAACUACUUUUACGAUCUACAAAUACUUGACCAAAUGCUCCAUUCCGACGUAGCUUGGACAGGGCGCAGAAAUGACGGGUAUAAGUUCGAACUCGCGAGUGCUAACAUCAACUUAUCAUUGGUUGAUGCUCAGGUGGCUCUUUUAAACGCCUGGAAGAUUCUUGCUGUUGAGCUAAGUAGCAACAUAACCAAGGAAUCUGGCCAACAAGAGACCCUUGUUGAUGCUGCUCUCAAGUGCCUUGCCUCAAAUGCGCAGAGCCCACAAGCAGAAAAAUUAUAUUCUCGAUUACUCCGAACACGGGCAGACUUUGCCCUUGUUGCCUGUCAACGAUUGAUAGAAGUAAACCCAAGAAGCUCUAAAAUGAAGGGCCUACUAAAGAUAAUCUGGGAGACAAUCCGGAGUUUAGAUAAAAACUUUGAGCUUGCAAUUGCAACUGGGGAUGGACCGUAUUAUAGACUACUCCUCAAAAUCUUAUUCCUGGCUCUGCGAGUCCAUGCCGAAGAUAAUAAUCAGGGGGGUAUUGAACUCAGAGCAUCGACACGAAAACAAAAAGUGGAAUCGGAAUCACCAGCAGACAUUUAUAUGGUCGUCGAUAUUGUAGAGCGUGUAGUUGCCGGGGGCUUGCUUGACCUGGCUCAUAUCAUUCACGAAAACCAUGAAGAGUCAUCCCCAGAAGACAUCGCGCUCGUUACGGGCAUUCUGCAAGCCAGUCUUCGGAUACCUGGCAUCGAAUUUCACCACGCACAAAUCGUGACUCUCAUGGCAAAUUGCAACACUCCUCGUUUAGCUACUACACUAUUUUCUUGGUCUGACCAAAUCGCAAUAAAUGGCGAUCCUAUCUAUGGUGAGCUGAGCAUCCUCUUCCUCUUAGAACUCUCAAGUAUGGCCACCAUGGCCGAACAGCUAGCCGUUGAUGGCGUCCUUGGCCAGGUCAGCUCCGCAAGCAUAACCACUUAUCUCCGUCGCGGCAAUGUUUCUCCGUUCGCUGAUGGUGCUGGUAUCCAACGCUGUUACAACAUUUGGGUCCGCGGUAUUCUUCCUUUAAUUCUGAAUCUUCUUCAUUCAGUCGGCGCAUCCAUCGCUACAGAAGUUGCGCUCUUCAUGAACCAAUUUCCCCAUCUCCUUGCUCAAUCUGCAGCCGCUUUCGACGCACCUGAGUCCUCACGGACGACCUCGAUAUCACAACCAAGACACAUGUGUUUAUCAAUGGCCUCAGAAGUUCACUCGAUAGCUCUUAUUGUCUAUAUUCUCAAUGGGUUUAGAGAACAGCUGCUAGGAAUCCAAGUUGUCCCGGGGGUAAAUUGGGAUCUUGGCGCAGUAGCGGAGAAUGUAGAAUUUUGGCUGGGCAGUCGAGCAGUAUUAAGAGAGAGGAUUGUCCCCAUGGGUGAUAAGGAAUUGGAGUGGAGAGGGAAGAAGAUACAAUCUGGAAAGGCAGGAGCCUUGGGCUGCUUGGAUCGGCUAGAGGAGAAAGUGGUUAUUGAAAUGAUGGGGGUUAGAGAUGUGAUUACUGGGGGCGAUCCCUGA
Molecule: messenger RNA, 5511 nt
Organism: Sclerotinia sclerotiorum 1980 UF-70
Lineage: Eukaryota; Fungi; Ascomycota; Leotiomycetes; Helotiales; Sclerotiniaceae
Exons: 5
Coding region: 1-5511 (1836 amino acids)
Biological process (GO): RNA export from nucleus; protein import into nucleus
Cellular component (GO): nuclear pore inner ring
Molecular function (GO): structural constituent of nuclear pore
Source: RefSeq, a predicted model, not a curated record